GGGUGGGUGCGUGCCUGCCUGUGCUCCUGCUGGAAGGGACUUUGGGGGCUGGGCUAAGGCGUUAAUGCCUGCGAGCCCCUGUCCACAACCUAAGGUGUCCCAGAGGCGGCAGCAGCGCAGCCCCAACACCGGCCCAGCGCUCUCCUGGGCCUCAUCGUCUCCUCACCAGCCGGCGGAGCCCUUCCCAGGGCUGGUGGCCUCUCCUGGGCCGCGGUGGACUGUCCGGUCCGAUGGUCGCAGGUCGGAGUUGGACCAGUGCCAGUGAGUCCAGAGUCCUGAGACUGCCCGCGACCUAAGAGAGCCAGGAUCACCCCUGCGGGCGCCUGUGUGCUCCUCGCUUCUCCUAAGGUGCCUCUGGACUGGGGUUUCCCUGGAAGUGGGACUCAAAACCCAUGCAUUGGAGCCCUCCUCAGCUCCUACUCCGACAGGCUUCACGCCCUGUCUUCGGCCAAGUGCGUGUUUGUGAUGUGCUUCUGCCAGCACACAGCUAGUGUGCUGCUCCACUCACACCUGCCCCACCUUACCUUGAGCUGUGUGGACUCCCUGAGACCCCAGGCGAUGAGAUGUUCAGCUCUGCACUGGGGCGCUGUGCCCUGUGAGGUCUGCCCAGAAUUAAAGUGAGGGUGAUGUGAUUUGGGGCCUCCAAACCUUUGCCCUGAGACCAUGUGAGGAGAGGUGCCAGUUUUCUGCUCUCGGAUCCUGGGUCCUGGCCUAAGAGCAGGGCUCCUUUCCCGAACUGACUUCCCACCCACCUAACUGAUACAUCSUGUGAUCCUUGACCCAGACGGGACUAGCCGCACUGUCGUGGGCAUCGGUAGCAGACCCAAGCUCUGCUGUUGCCAUCCUACUCCACGUGCUCGCCAAAGACGCCACAGGAUGGAACCGAAUCAUCCAAACCCCAGCACCCUGCCUUGAGCCCAUGGUGGAGCAGGGCCUCAGUGACUGUGUGGUGACAGGUAGAAGCAGCGAGCCCUCAAGGUCAGUGCGGUUUCAGGGCCCGGGGGAAGGACGACUUUGCUGGCUGUGAGCCCAAAGGGAAGAAGAUGAAGUUUUCCUGCCUGUCCUUCCGGCAGCCUUAUGCCGGUUUUGUCUUGAAUGGAGUCAAGACCCUGGAAACGCGGUGGCAUCCCCUGCUGAAGAGCCACCAGAACUGCACCAUUGCCAUCCACAUUGCUCAGAGGGACUGGGAAGACAGCUCCUGGAGGGAGCUGCUGGUGGAGAGGCUGCAGAUGAGCCCUGGGCAGAUCCAGGCCUUACUCUGGGAAGGGGAGAAGUUUGGCCGAGGAGUGAUAGCUGGGCUCGUGGACAUCGGAGAAACGUCGCAGUACCCGGAAAACUUAGCUCCCGACGAGGUUGUGGAACUGGAAAAUCAAGCUGUUCUUACCAACCUGCGGCAGAAGUAUCUGACAGUGGUUUCAAACCCCAGGUGGUUACUGGAGCCUGUACCCCAGAAAGGGGGGAAGGAUGUGUUUGAGGUGGACAUCCCGGAACAUCUGAUCCCCGUGGCACACAAGGUGUGACCGCUGUGGGCUCCAGAGAGGAAAGUUGUUGAGACACCCAGUAAAUCAUGAAACAGACCCAUGAAAAUCAGGUUAGGUGUGAAUCGCCACAGCCCUCAGCACUGCUCGUGGACACAGAUAUUGCUAUGCUCACUAGAAGGGAACGGGGGAGGCAGACUUUCCCUGGGCAGUGCCUCCUUGGGCUCAUUGAGAUCAUGUGUGGUACCUUGACCUUCAGGGGACAGGCAAGGCCACCAGGAAAUGUCUUGGCAUUGCCCCUAAUUUUGGUCCAGCUACUUUCUAGAUUGUGCAAAUAAAUGUCCAGAUGGUAACUGUUUAGUGCUUGGGGCACCCUUGUGGGUUUUCCCAGCUCUUUCUUUGAGUCAGAGCUCUGGGGUGUAUGAAGAGCACCCAGGGGCAUGGUGGGMAGUCUGGGACCUGGCACUGAAUCCUGCUGGAGAAUGACCAGCAGUUCAUGGCCCAGUGCAUCCCAGGUGAAGAGAACAUUG
Urocitellus parryii (Arctic ground squirrel) is the source of this 2008-nucleotide messenger RNA. RefSeq names its product endothelium and lymphocyte associated ASCH domain 1 (gene Eola1). Lineage: Eukaryota; Metazoa; Chordata; Mammalia; Rodentia; Sciuridae. The record is from RefSeq and is a predicted model, not a curated record.